AUGAAAAUCAAGGCACUUGUUCUUUUCCUGUCUGCAGUGAUCUGUCAGUCAACAACUAUGAGAGCACCGUUCACAUACAUGGAUACACCUGAGCGCACCGGCAUUCCAGAUUCCAAGCCAGCAAGAUUUCAUCGCUUUCUUUCAAUGGAGCGAAGGGAAUCGGACGAUCCUAGCACUUCGGACGACGCAAGCCUUUGCUUUUUCAUCAAAGAAAAUGACAAAUCGAGUCAAAUUUCCUGCAAACAUCGGUUAACACGCAGUAAAUUCAACUACAAUCCGUUUGGGCUGCGCUUUGGAAAACGAAAUGAAGCGAUAACGGACAGAUCCAAACACAAGCACCUGCUGCCCAUGAUACUUUAUUUGCGAAAACCAGAGACUUCCUGA
Molecule: messenger RNA, 384 nt
Organism: Myxocyprinus asiaticus (Chinese sucker)
Lineage: Eukaryota; Metazoa; Chordata; Actinopteri; Cypriniformes; Catostomidae
Gene: kiss2
Product: kisspeptin 2
Exons: 2
Coding region: 1-384 (127 amino acids)
Source: RefSeq, a predicted model, not a curated record